Diaporthe batatas is the source of this 910-nucleotide messenger RNA. RefSeq lists its product as uncharacterized. The record is from RefSeq and is a predicted model, not a curated record. Lineage: Eukaryota; Fungi; Ascomycota; Sordariomycetes; Diaporthales; Diaporthaceae. The transcript has a single exon. The coding region runs from base 78 to 677 and encodes 199 amino acids.
UUUGAUUUCAGAAAUUCAACGUCACACAAACACUCUAACUCCUUCCUCCAACAACCAUUGAAGGCUUGCAUUCCAAUAUGGCCACACCGAGCCACCUACAAGCAACACAAGAAGACAUCGAGCACUUCAAACAAAUCCCAUGGUGCCUGAAACACCUAGAGCCCCCAAAUACAGACCUCGUCAUCUCGAAAGCCUAUACCCGCGGCCGAAAGCCCAAGAACGAGGACACCCUCUUCUCAGUCACCAUCAACAGCCCCGGCACCCUGCCCCAUUUCAUCUUUUUCUACCCGCGGCCCACGGACCCGCGGGCUCUGGUUCCGGAGGUCAAGGCGCUGAUCACCCUGGGGGACGACCUGAAUGGGCACCCGGGCAUCUCCCACGGCGGGAUGGUGGCCGCCAUCUUCGACGAGGUGCUCGGGUAUGCCGCGCCGGGGGUCAGGAUGAUUAGCGGGGAGAACCGGGGAACCAGCGGGACGCCGGGGCCGUCGUACGUCACCGCCUAUCUGAAUACGACGUACCUGAAGCCUGUCAGGACGCCGGCGACUGUCAUGGUUGUCUCCAGGCUGGUUAGGACGGAGGGGCGGAAAAUCUGGGUCGAGGGCCACAUGGAGGAUGGUGAGGGUGUGAAGCUGGCGAAGGCAGACUCUUUGUUUGUGGAGACCAAGCUGAAAUUGUAGAGGACCGAGUGCCUUUCCAUAAGCAGCCGGAUAACUACCUUAGUAAGGGCGACUUGACUGGUAGUUUGAGGUGAAAGACUUGGAGUGGACAUCCCUCCAGGCCAAUCAGUUGACCAGUACCGCUUGACACGGUGCGCGGACUGGGCUGGUCUGGAUUGACGGACAAAGAUCGGCGCAGUUGGGUUAUUUCAUGGAUCUCGAUGAUGGAAGGGGCCUCAUCUGGUCGUUUUACG